UACACUUGUAGCUUUCACUUUUGAGCGUGUACGAAGAGGUGGUAACGAAGACCCAUGAACCCAACUUAGCUAAGUAUCGAGGCGAUGAUGAAAAUUGGCGAUAUACAUAAGCGAGCACAAAGGAACCUUGUAGCACAACGAAGCCAGUCAGCCAAAUUGGCUGAGUAAUAGAUUAUGUAGGGUCCUGCGCUCUGGUACUAAUGACAAUCGCCCAACCUUGAACGUUAGAGAUGCGAAAGGUAGACCGACGGCCGGACGAGCAUGUAGGCGCGCAAGCGCCGCACUUUUCGGGCGUUGCGCGCACGUAGACAAAGCUGACCUUAAGAUGUCAUAUGCGCGUGGAGUUCGGCGCUCACUCGCCGGGGACUGACAGGUCUGACAGGUUCCCCCGACAGUCCAACAGCGCGAGCUGCCUUGUACCGACGAUGUGAAUCGCGAGCUGGUAUAAAAGAGCUUGCCGACGAGCGAUCGACACAGCAUUCAGUCGCUUCCAGUCGAAGAGAUCAAAGCUAGCCGUAACCAGAGUCGAGAUGCUGAAGCUCGUGAUCGUCGUCGCCUCGUGCCUGGCCGCCGCCAACGCCGGACACCUGGGCCUGCCCCUGGCGUACAGCAGCUACGCCGCGGCGCCGGCGUACUCGGCCUACGCGAGCCCGGCCAUCGUCAAGACCGCCGCAGCCCUGCCGCUGGCCUACGCCGCAGCCCCGGCUUACGCUUACUCCAGCCCGACCACCAUCGUCAAGUCUCACGCGCCGCUCGCCUACAGCAGCUACUCCGCCUAUUCCAGCCCGGCCAUCGUCAAGAGCGCCGCCGCGCUGCCCCUCGCCUACGGCAGCUUGGCUGCCCCGGCCCCUGUCAUCAAGACGGCACCCCUAGCUUACACUGCUCACGCCACACCUCUGGCUUACUCUGCUCACCCUGCUCCACUCUCCUACUCCGCCUACUCUGCUGGCGUCGUUAAGGCGCACGCUCCUCUUGCCUACAGUGCGUACGCCUGGUAAUCAUCCCUCUAGCCGUGGCCAAGCUUCGGGGCGCUGCGCGGCCGCUGAGCCCCUACCUCUGCAGUGUGUCAUAAUCGCAAGCGACC
Messenger RNA from Phymastichus coffea, 1084 nucleotides. RefSeq names its product cuticle protein 12.5-like. The coding region runs from base 531 to 998 and encodes 155 amino acids. The transcript has a single exon. The record is from RefSeq and is a predicted model, not a curated record. NCBI's taxonomy places the organism in Eukaryota, Metazoa, Arthropoda, Insecta, Hymenoptera, Eulophidae.